This is a messenger RNA of Galeopterus variegatus (Sunda flying lemur), 1645 nucleotides long. RefSeq names its product ribosome maturation protein SBDS. The coding region runs from base 131 to 883 and encodes 250 amino acids. Gene Ontology annotation, biological process: ribosome biogenesis; cytosolic ribosome assembly. Lineage: Eukaryota; Metazoa; Chordata; Mammalia; Dermoptera; Cynocephalidae. The record is from RefSeq and is a predicted model, not a curated record. The transcript has a single exon.
GGCCGUUGCCCGGGGGGAGGUGGUCGCGGCGCCCCGCACUCGGCGGUUGUUAGGGUGCCGCUCGCAGCCGGUCGUUACAGCGAGGCGCUGGUGGCGCUCAGGCUGCACCCAGGGUUGGUGAGCAGCCACCAUGUCGAUCUUCACCCCCACGAACCAGAUCCGCCUCACCAAUGUGUCGGUGGUACGCAUGAAGCGCGCCGGGAAGCGCUUCGAAAUCGCCUGCUACAAAAACAAGGUCGUCGGCUGGUGGAGUGGCGUGGAAAAAGACCUUGAUGAAGUUCUACAGACCCACUCAGUGUUUGUAAAUGUUUCUAAAGGCCAGGUUGCAAAGAAGGAAGAUCUCCUCAGUGCAUUUGGAACAGAUGACCAAACUGAAAUCUGUAAGCAGAUUCUAACUAAAGGAGAAGUUCAAGUAUCAGAUAAAGAAAGGCACACACAGCUGGAGCAGAUGUUUAGGGACAUUGCAACUAUUGUAGCAGACAAAUGUGUGAACCCUGAAACAAAGAGACCAUACACUGUUAUCCUUAUCGAGAGAGCAAUGAAGGACAUCCACUAUUCAGUCAAACCCAACAAGAGUACAAAACAGCAGGCUUUGGAAGUGAUAAAACAGUUAAAGGAGAAAAUGCAGAUAGAGCGUGCUCACAUGAGGCUUAGGUUCAUUCUUCCAGUGAAUGAGGGGAAGAAGCUGAAGGAGAAGCUCAAGCCGCUGAUCAAGGUUAUAGAAAGUGAAGACUACAGUCAACAGUUAGAAAUUGUGUGUCUGAUUGACCCAGGCUGCUUCAGAGAAAUUGAUGAGCUAAUAAAAAAGGAAACAAAAGGCAAAGGUUCUUUGGAAGUACUCAAUUUGAAAGAUGUGGAAGAAGGAGAUGAGAAAUUUGAAUGACAUUCAUCCAUCUCUUCAGCUAUAAAACACUAAAGCAUUUUUGUUUCCAACAGCAGUUUUAUUUCUGUGAUCUGCCAAAUACUUCCUCAAACUAUUUGACAUCUUCCAUCUUUGUGUUAAAUAUGUACACUAAAAGACUUUCCUACAUAAGUAUAAUAAUGUGGGAAUGAUUUCAUUUUAGUUAUAAAUUGGGGUUUUAGGCAAUAAUGAAAAACCCACCAUACAAAAUCCAGAGCAGCAUUUUGCUGCUGUCUCACACUGUUAUAGCUUUCCAAUGCAAAAGUUAUUUAAGACGACUUUUGUGGAUAAAAAGUUAAGUUUGGGGGCUGGCCAGUUAGCUGAAUUGGUUACAGCACAGUGUUAUAACAUCUAAGUCAAGGGUUCAGAUCCCUGUACCAGCCAGCUGCCAAAAAAAAAAAGUUUUAUACAUUAUAGUAGGAUUAUUGGGGUGUUAUAUCUGUAUGACAAAAAGAGUAUUUGCUGAAAAAGAAAACAUAUAAUGUCUUAUAUCUACUUAAGAAAAUUUGUGUGUAGGUGUAACUAUCAUGUCCCAAUGUGAGGCUUGGAUGGUGACUUCUUCAUUAUCUGAAAUGUAGAUAUUAUAAUGACUGUGCAGGACUUAAAAGUUUCAUUGAACAUGCUGCCAUAAGUUAGAUUAUUCUUGGUAAAAAAUAAAGUCGUUUACUUCUAAUUCUUAAAGUUUAUAAUAUAUUAAUAUAGCUAAAAUUAUAUGUAAUCAAUAAAACCACUCUUAUUUUUAUU